UUCAGUGGAGAGAAAACUUGUGGAAAAUCGAUUUUCUCGCAGUUGACCCAUCAACCUCGUGAAAAAGACGUUUUCGCGACAAUCUGUGAUCCAGGAAGAAUCUGGGAGCGAUGGAAGACAGUGGAAUAGACAGCGGGGAGAAAAAUGAAAAAAUGGUACUUAGGGAAAGUGAGGAAAGUUCAUCCAACGAAGAGGAAAUUGAAGUGAUCUUCAGAGGAGUUCCCAGUGCCUCCAGCAAAACAACUUAUGUACCGCCCACGAGUAGUUGCAGGAUGAUGCAGAGGAAGUUGGAAUUAAAAGUGGAGAGAGCCAAGAGAACCUACAAGAAAUUCCUCAAGACUGAAGAUUCUCCACAAGCCAAAUCCUCAAACAUCAUCCCAAUAAAUCGCCUCCAAAUUCCAGGACACGUGGAAAAUCAGCCUCUUGUGGAGUACAAAUCUGACCACAGUGACGAUGAAGAAUCCCUGUCCUUUUUCCCAAAUACCAAAGCCCUCAAAAAGCAAGAUUUCAGUGACACAUUCAGUAUACAAGAGCUUCCAGUAUCAAAUUCUGAAGAUGAGGAUUCCCAGACCCUUGAACUUGUGCCUCCAACUUCUGAGGAUAGAUUCCUCACAAAGUUGUCAAAUCUCUUUUGUUGCAGCAAUUAAGCUUUGCUCUCUUUCAGGUGAUUCUCUGGUAACAUUUAUUAUUGUAUUACUAGCCAAUAUUGUUAAUAAAAAUUGCAAGAAAAUUCAAAGCGCAAUUCUAUCAAAAGGGGAGGAAACAUAGAA
Messenger RNA from Phlebotomus papatasi, 770 nucleotides. RefSeq lists its product as uncharacterized. Lineage: Eukaryota; Metazoa; Arthropoda; Insecta; Diptera; Psychodidae. The transcript is spliced from 3 exons. Bases 111 to 647 code for a protein of 178 amino acids. The record is from RefSeq and is a predicted model, not a curated record.